GUUGGCGCGAUGAUUUGAUCUUGGAUGUAGUAAGCGAGGUACGAAGAACGGACCCCAGAGUUUCCUGUAAGCUUUGGGGUUGGUGACCUGCAACUAACUCACUCAUUGGAUCAUGCUCCUGAAGUUGUAACUGGCAUGAGCGUAUUUUGGCUGCUGUGCAAGCAGAGUGUAAGUCGCAGGGUGCAGUGGUUAGUGCUGUUGCCUCACAGCGAGAAGGUCCUGGGUUUGAGUCCAGCCCCUGUGUGUGCACUCCCAACAUCUGUGUGGGCACUCUGGCUGCCUCCCACCAAAAACAAGCCCCUGCCUCAAUUCUGAACUGGAUAAGUGGGAAAAGUUGAAUUGAUUGAUAGAUUUACUGUAAGUCUUCUAAGCAGUCAAAGAGGAAAAAUCACAUUGAUUAAUCUGUCAUAAAACAAGGUGAUGAUUAAGUGAUUCAGAUUGAGGUGUUUCGGGAUCUUUUAGGAUACUUUAGAUGACCAGCAGUAAAUCCAGUUAAAGUGAAAUUCCAGCCUGUGGUGAUCUCUUCAGGGCCCUAAAGUGAGAAACUACAGCUUCACCUGUGAAAGAAAAACAUGAAAUUAUUUUAAAUGAAACUAACAUUAAAGCUAUGAGAGUAUAAACGUUUUAUCCCAAAAGCAAGAAAGAAAUCCAGCAUUGUCUUCACGAGCAGCAUGCAGUGGACGAUUUUGAUCACUUGGGGGAGGUAGUAACCAAGGCUACCGACUGCAUUAAUAUCACAGCCACGUAUGAACUUAUCUUUUCCAAAAUUGCACUUAGAUUAGAGAAUGAUGAAAAGACGUCGGGAGCACUUUGUGUUCCUGUUCUCAACUCCAGCAACAUAAAUCUAAUAGUUUUAGAAGUGAGAUGAAGGCAGAUUGUCCUAACAUUCAAAAUUUGACGCCUCCCGGCUAAACAGAAAAAAUGAUUCAAGGGAAAAAUUAAAGGAAAUCCUUUUCAGCUCCUUCACUUCGAUCAGAUGAGGGAUAAACAACUUAAAAAUGAAACCACAAAAAAGUAUUUCCCCACAAGUAUGUAAUUAUUAUAAGACCUCACGUCUAUCACCCAAAAGGAUGACAUGAUGUUUCCUUAAAAUUUUCUUAAAACCCCAGAUUGCAUUAUUAAAACUUCUAUAAAUACGAAUUUAUCUCCCUUUGUUUUUUGUUGUGUGUAGAUUAAUGACAUUAAUGAACAUUUCUCCAUUCUGCGUAAUUACGCACGGUCAUCCAUGGGCACGGUGUGUCCAGUUCCAGCAGAACGAACACCAAAAAGCACAGUGCGUGUUAUUUGUGUGCAUGUGUAAAUAUAAAGUGACCAGCAGCCUAUAGGCUAUCCAACUUGGGUUUUGACGUCACGCGUCAACUUUUGUGAUAUUUACGCGGAGGGCAGCGUUUAAGUUUUGUCUUUCUGCACAUCGGGGUGAAAAGCGUGAUGUGCAGCCCGUCAGGCCGAGGACAAAAAGGAAAUAAAAUCCCGUUUUGUAGGUCAGGUAUUUUGGGAAUAUGCCCGCUGCGCGCCACGUGCGUAAUGACGAGUGCGCCUGUAAAUAGAUGAAAUAAGGCGUCGAUACUUUGGAAUGAAAGAGAGCACACCAGCGUAGUGUCUCCUGACGGGGGUUAGGGAAAGGAAUUAAUCAUUUCACCGGCAACACCGGCACUUCAGUGCGCGUUUGUGCCACCUCCAGACGGCUCUCCAAGUCCAUGGAUAAAAAGGAACACGAGGCGGCAGAAUGGUUGUUGCAGGAGCGAGUAACGGGACUUUCGGCAGUGGCAACAUGAGGUCGUCGUUCAUGAUAGAGGACAGAGUCGGUGGCGGAGAUCCCGGGGGCUCCACUAACAUGAUGAUCUCGGAGGCUCUUGCGCUUCGGCUACUAAAGGCUGCGCAAGGCGCCGCAGAUGCAGCGGCAGCAGCGGCAGCAGCCACUUCUCCGUCCACCUCCAGUCAGCCGCAGGUCAUGGAGACGAACGGGACCCGCUGCGGGGAGCAGAUCCUGAGCUACGGCCGGGUGGAGAAAGUUCUGAUCGGCGCGGUGCUCACCAUGCUCACGCUGUCCACGAUCUGCGGGAACUUGCUCGUGGUCAUCUCCGUCUGUUUUGUCAAGAAGCUGCGCCAGCCGUCCAACUAUCUCAUCGUUUCUCUGGCAGUGGCCGACCUGUCUGUGGCUCUGGCCGUGAUGCCGUUUGUCAGUAUCACGGACCUUAUCGGCGGUCAGUGGAUAUUCGGUCAGUUCUUCUGUAACGUUUUUAUCGCCAUGGAUGUGAUGUGCUGCACCGCGUCCAUCAUGACUCUGUGCGUAAUCAGCAUUGACAGGUAUUUGGGUAUCACUAAGCCUCUGACUUAUCCUGUCCGGCAAAACGGCUGCUGCAUGGCCAAGAUGAUCCUGUCGGUGUGGCUCCUCUCUGCCUCCAUCACCCUCCCCCCUCUGUUCGGCUGGGCACAGAACGUCAACGACGGCAGGGUCUGUCUCAUCAGCCAGGACUUCGGAUACACUGUCUACUCUACAGCCGUGGCCUUCUACAUCCCCAUGUCGGUGAUGCUGAUCAUGUACUACAGGAUCUACCGAGCGGCCAAGCUCAGCGCAGCCAAGCACACCAUCACUGGCUUCCCCAGGGAAGGGGAACACCGAGCCGUGGUGACUCUUCGCGGGGGGAGAGGAGGGCAUCAGCCAGCAGAGUCGGGAGAGACGGGAAGUGUCGAGGGGACGGAGGUCGAACAGGUGGAGGAAGCCGAGGAAGAGGAGAGCUUGGACUGCGUGGCAGCGGCACUGAAGCUCCAGCGUGAGGUGGAGGAGGAGUGCAGCACACGCGUCUCCCGCCUUCUCAAAACCGGCGAGCACCACCAACGGCGGAAGAGGAAAAACCAGUCCAUCUUCAAACGGGAGCAGAAGGCUGCAGCCACUCUGGGCAUCGUAGUUGGCGCCUUCACCUUCUGCUGGCUGCCGUUCUUCCUGGUGUCCACUGCCAGGCCCUUCGUCUGUGGCGUGCAGUGCAGCUGUGUGCCCCUCUGGCUGGAAAGAACUCUGUUGUGGCUUGGCUACGCCAACUCCCUCAUUAAUCCCUUCAUUUAUGCAUUCUUCAACCGUGAUCUGAGGACCACCUACAGCAACCUCCUGCGCUGCCGCUACAGGAACAUCAAUCGGAAGUUGUCGGCGGCUGGCAUGCACGAGGCUCUGAAACUGGUGGAGAAACCAGACGCUGAUGCGUAAAGCUGUAGGUCUGCCAAUCAGCAAGGCUGCAGAGACCAGUAUGGAAAAAAAUCCACUGGGGCUCAGACUGUGGCACAAGGCCAUUGUGCUGACAGACCUUUUUACCCUCCAGAUUUCAUGAGGAUUGCCAAGGCGAGAGGAGGCAAGAUGCUGCGAUUAAGUGGAUGUAGAGGAAGCCUAAGUGUUUCACUCUGGAGAAAACUGGGAGAAAACAGAGCUCAGUGGUGAUGAAUUCAUACUGUUUAAUUAGUGGCAGCUGUUGCAGGGAUUCUGAAGCCCACGAGGAAGGGCUACCUUGGUGGAUUUGAAACUGGCUGCAAUGUUGCUGAAGAGCCUUUUGCACAUGACAUUGAUGCAAAAGCAGGAGGAGCUACACACCCAGACUUUGAUCUCAGCUCCUGUCAUGGAUGGAAAUGAUCUUACUCAGUAGCCAGUGACUAACAUUUCCAUUUCUGACACACUAACAACGAGAAAAUAAAGAACGUCUCGGAGCUCAACCGCUACCAAAUGUGUUUACUUUGCGUUGUAGUUAUCACUUUUUUUAAAUGUAGAGUGUUUCAUCAGUGAACAGCCGUAACAAGUGGACACGGUAAUGAUUAAAAAGUAUGUUAUGUAAAAAUUUAUGUACACAAGUCAAUAGCCACGCUGUUUUUGUAACAAAUGGUUCUGAUCUGUUGUAACCUAAUGAGUUGAUAUCAUUUGAAGAUGAGCCAAAAUGUGCUCCCUUUCCUUCUACUCGUGUCAUGACCACCUCUUUAUUGAAAACUAUUUACUGAUCAUUUAUUUCUGUGAUAUGGCAGCUAAUUAAUGAGCAAGCAAGGACUCUUAGGGAUGAGAAAAUGACGUGAAAUGCAGAACACGAUGAUGUUGAAGCGGAGCUGAAGGUGGAGUAGAGGGAAACAACAUCAUUGAGGACGCUUUCUGAAUGUGCCUGUGCCUUUUUCUGCUUUGUCGGUUAAGGUUUGGUUGCAGCACACAAGAGUCUUACACUGUGUUAGAAAGUUGAGACAACGUGCGACUUUAGCCUUGUUGUGCAUUACAUAACAAAAGAAACGGCCAAUAAAAUGGGCAGUAUCCUCUCAAACAGAGAUGAAUGAUGGACAGACUCUAAGUUUUUAGGAUCUAAUCUUUUGACAUGACACGCACCAAAAAUUAUUUUCACAGUUAAUUUAGCAGUUGACUAGUUUUCGGGCUACAGUUCUGUCUCAAGUGGAUCCAAAAACAGUAAAAUCACAGUUUCUUAUUCCACAAAGUGAUGUCUGGAGGUGUUUUUUCCUGCAUGAUGAGCUGACCAAUCUACAGUCAUCAAAAAAAUACCCCAUGUACCAGUUUCAUUUUGAUAAAUUAUGUUUCCAUUCUUUAUAAUAUAUAAAAAUCUUAACAUUAAUAUAUUAUAUGGACAUUUUUUAAGACAAAUCCAGGAUCAGGAUUUGUCCUGCUGCUGGUAAACACCCCUGACCCAUAACUGGCGUCUCCUUUGAAGUCAAAUAUUGCUUAACUCCAGUUGCUGCUCAAAACCCUGUGAGGUCAUAUUUUUCCAACUGGGCCCAGCUAGAAAUUAGGAGAUCCCGCUUCACAGAAAUUUGUUGUAAUUCAUCCAGCUGAACAGCAGGGGGCCCCGGUGAGACAAUCCUCAAUGAGCAUGGAGCUAAACAAUUAAAAUCAAGAUUUAUGUGUCAUUCUAGGGAAUAAAAUACAUAAACUGAUGAUGUUUCCUGUUUGAAGUAAAACGACAGUUCUGCUGAUUUUUUUUUCUUACAUAGAGGUCAAGUUAGCUUAUAAAUGCUAGCAUCCCGCUAAUCAGCGCUAUUAGUCGAGUAAGAAUUUUACCAUGGGACCAACACCCUUAUUGGCACCUUUGUCCAAAUGAUAACUACACAUAAGACAUUAAACCAGGACAGCAGUUUCAGUGUGUGUGUGUGGGGGAAGCAGCUGGUUGUGGUGGGUGAAGGCAAUGCUAGCAGCCUGCUGCCUGCAGAAAGGCAAAAUGGGAUGCCGUGAAAUGCCUCAGACACACAAAAUGAUUUUAUGACGAUGAAAAUUUAUGGUCUAAACCCUUUCUAUAUAACGAUGAUGGAACAUCCUCGUAGCCCUGUUCAUUCUGGAUUCGAUUAUUUCAUUCACAUUCUCUAACUGGUGAUAAAAGCAUGGAGGAAGCGUAAAUACGGCUUUUUUUCCUAAAGAUUAGUUAGAUGUGAUCAUUUAUUAGGAUCUGUACCACCAGUGUUAAUUAAAUGACCUCCAAUAUGUUGGGCUGUCAUGCUGUUAAUCUUCUCACCUCCUGUUAUUAUGGAGUUUUAUGUGAUCACAGACACUAAUUACGCAGCCGUCAUUCCCGUGUAGCUCUGUCUCAGCCUACAGGGCGACGCCCCGGGAGGAAAUCUGAUGUGGAUGUUAAAGGAGAGAGAGCAGAUCACAGCCGCUGUCUCGUGGUGUGUUUAAUCUCCCCCAGAGAUCGAGAGCCUCUCUGCUUGGAGUUUAAUUUAAAGUUAAAAGUACAAGUUUAGCUCAGGGGGAGUGACAAAGUGCACAGAGCUUUUGUAUGUGCACAAGUUUUAGUGCAACAUCCUGCAUGCACCAAGCAGCUGCAACAUCAUGCUGACAGUAGGAACUCUGGAACUGCUUGCUUGGUUUCUUUCUGGCAACAUUAUUUUUUAAUGUGUUCUUCUUAAUAUGCACUGACACGAGUAGGAGAAAGGCGUUAACUCUUAUUCCUCAAGGACUGCAGUAAUGUUUUUUAAUCCUUUGAGGAGACUUUGUGUUUUACGAGUAUUGGUACACUCUGUGCUGCUGACAAUUUGUCCUUGUUAACUUGAAAUUGUACAACAGCUAACUUAGAAGGAGCAACAGAGAGCACUCAGUCAGUUUUACCAAAAUCUCUUUUUACUGAAGAAGUGUGAACACUGCAAUUACUGCCUUUAUUCUCUUUUGAAAUGUUAGUUAAAGCUGCUCUCCGCAAGAUUAUUUUUAAAUAAAAAAAAUGCGCUAAGCUACUGAGCCUUAAUUACCGAGUUAGCAUGGCAGCAGAGAUGAUACAGAGAAGCCAGCAGGACGUCUGGUUCAUGUGACAAACUGCUGCUGCCCUACAACAGAAAGUUCACUCAGAGUAAAACGGGACUCGAACGCUUCUCUAGAUUCUAGAUUUUAGAUUUUUUGUCAAGUAUCAAGUGUGAUUAAACAUCAUAAUGAAACACAGGAGUGGGCCAUAUAUAUUUUCCCAAGGGUCACAAUGGAAACCAGAACCAGUGAGCUUAUAAAGAGAUAAAAUGAAUAUUGAGCAGAACUGACUUCACUUUUUUCUGCAGCCCUCCACAACAGUCCAAGUUGGAAAAAUGAAUUGCCUGCCCCUGAUAUAGGACAUCAGCUAUAAUAGGUAAAUCCAUCUUUUUCAGUCACACUUCAGGGUUCUGCCCAGUCACGCCUUUGCCAUGUGACUAAGGGAAUUAGUUAUUUUGGGGGAGGUGAGCUGAAAAGGUUGAGAACCAUUGAACUGUACUCUUCUGGGCUCAGCGCCGCCGUGGCAUGGCUCCAUUUCCCGUCAUAGAAUAGACGGAGAAUGGUUGCCAGGAGCACAUUUUUCCUGAAGAGCAUCCAAAAACUCUGAAGAGCAGAAUGUUAUCAUUCACAUGCAAAACUCAAACUAUCUGGGAAGCGAAGCUGUUGUUAUCUUGACAACAUCUCGUGAAAAUAUUCUCAGUGGCGUGUCAACACAUUGGUGUGAGAUAGGAAGGGAACGACUGCACAGCUACAGGCUGAAAAAAAAAGAAUAUAACCCGUUUGUAUGACAUCCAGAGGAGAGAGGAGACAUGCUAAAAGGUAAAUGGAAAGUAGAGGUGCACCCUGGCACUCAGUGGCUGUCACCUGCAUCUCAGUAUGUGACUGAAUGCUCGCCUCUUUCAUCAAACUAGUCAUCUUCACGCAUGAGAGCGCUGCAAUGAACCGGAGCUAAUUUUAAAGAAAUUGAGAGCCUGCGUCACAAAAAGUAGAUUUAUGGAUUUUUUUCAGCGAGGGAACGGGAACCCUCAGACUAAACGUGCACCAGCAGUUCCCACAAUGAUCAAAAAAUGACUCUUGGGUCGGCGCGGUCACAUGGUUUCUAAAGAAUCUAUGAAAAGACGGGGAAUGUGGAGAUAUCAGCUUCUGCUAAAUUUACACAUCAACCAAAGAUGUGAUUGUUUAAAGGCAGAUGUUUUAUUCCUUAGUAUUCCUCAUUUGAGUCAAAGUACACUGAAAACACUCUGAGAAAAUGACUGUUAACUCUAAACACAGAAACUGUGACACUUCAGUAAGGAUAAUAAAUAGACAGAUCAACAUUUAAGGCAUCUGGCUGGAGGGGACUUAAAUUACCUGCUGUCUCUUGCUAAUAGCUGCUUUAGAAGCCAGAUGUUUGGAAAUGUUCAGCCAACAGUUGCUUAUCCUUUUGAGAACGUCCUCAUCACAAGCUGUUUUUGAACAGGGAGGCUCAGCUCCAUAUUAGAUAUAACCUGUGCUCGUUCAUAGCAUCCAGUCUUUAGUCUGCACCACUUUCCAUUUGCGUGAAUGGAUGUGUGUUGGUUUGUCCUGUUUUGAGAGUCAAACAUCUUUAUUUGUUUGCCUCUCGUGGAUGCUGAAAGCCAGCACUGCCCAUUUCAAAUGUCUGCCGCUGCACAGUGACAACACUCUACUGAGACGACUCCAUUAAUCUGUCACUGAUUGGCUGUGUGUUAAUCCUCCCAUGGCACUCAUUGGACCAAUUGUUUUUUAAUCGUCAACCUGCUGUUUCAUGUCAAAAUACUAGAAGAAUGAGUCAGCUCUGUGGACUGGAGACACUCAAAGCUCUGGGCUCAUUCUAGCCUACCGUUACUGGACGAAUGCACAAAUAAGGAUUUGUGUGGGAAAGGCUAUUUCAGAUGAUCUUUGGCGGUCACCAGUGGGCAAAUAGCACAGGACUCAGUCAGAAAAAUAAAAAAUAUGUGAUGGCAAACGGUAAAAUAUCCCAUCCAGUUGUGUUGUUUCUGGCACAACAGAGGGAGAUCAUUCCAAACCAUCCAUCUUGGUUAAUGAGAAGCCUCAGCGGCGCUGCUUUGAGUUAUCGUCAUCAAAACUGCUCCACAUCAGAUAAAAGGUAGAGCUAGCGGACUGACAUGGUCAGAAUAGCAAGUGGGCCAAAUGCAUCCUUUUGGGACAAAUAAAACCCGAGCUCUCAGAUUGGUAUGGUUCCUGGGCCCCAUUCAAACACUUUUUUAAAUUAGGUUUUCAUACUAAGGGCAAUGUUGUUCACUGGGACUAUAUGGGACCUUGUUCUGUCAGCAUUAUCAAAGUACAAAAAACAGCUCUCAUGGGAUAGUAUUGCUUUUUUAUGCUGUUUGCCACUGUGUGAAACUCCUGUAUAUAUAUUAAGACUAAAAAGAGAAAAAAGGAAAGCGCGAUGGCUCCAUUGGCCCCUGGUGACCAUAACAGCUGGGCUUAGCGACCCAUGAAGCACAGCAGGAGAGUCUCUACGGCACUUCUCGGCACAGAUGCGGCGUGUAUUUGACCAAUCAAAUUGCUGAAAUUUCUUGUAUAUGAGUCCAAAACCAUUCACGUGGAAAAGACUGUAACAUAUGUUGUUAUUGUCAGAGUGAAACCUUGUUGGUUCCAGUUAAUCAGCCUUGUUUUUGACCCAAUCUGUAAGAUUAUUUUCAAUCAUGACUCUUCAUACUGAAACGACAUCAGCAGCAGUGUUGUAGGAUUUGAUAAGAAGCAGCCAUGAUGGAGAUGUCCUCCUGUCCAGUUAAAACUCUUUAGACUUGUUUUAGAUGUAAUCUAUAUUUUACAGUCUGUACAGUUUUGUCAUGGUGCUGAGUGAUGGCUAAAUUUGUGAAGUGACCUUUCUUGCCCAAAUGAAUCAUUAAAUACUUAAAAAAAUAAAACAGGAUUGAUCUUC
Messenger RNA from Oreochromis niloticus (Nile tilapia), 9107 nucleotides. RefSeq names its product 5-hydroxytryptamine receptor 7 (gene htr7). The transcript has 2 exons. Gene Ontology annotation, molecular function: G protein-coupled serotonin receptor activity. Bases 1727 to 3202 code for a protein of 491 amino acids. Gene Ontology annotation, cellular component: plasma membrane. Gene Ontology annotation, biological process: positive regulation of MAPK cascade; chemical synaptic transmission; smooth muscle contraction. Lineage: Eukaryota; Metazoa; Chordata; Actinopteri; Cichliformes; Cichlidae. The record is from RefSeq and is a predicted model, not a curated record.